Messenger RNA from Conger conger (European conger), 803 nucleotides. RefSeq names its product heat shock protein 30-like. Gene Ontology annotation, biological process: response to heat; protein refolding. The transcript has a single exon. Gene Ontology annotation, molecular function: protein folding chaperone. The record is from RefSeq and is a predicted model, not a curated record. The coding region runs from base 59 to 670 and encodes 203 amino acids. NCBI's taxonomy places the organism in Eukaryota, Metazoa, Chordata, Actinopteri, Anguilliformes, Congridae.
ACUCUGCGCACACUGCAACUUACCAGUGAAGAAGAUCAACACCGAGCACUCAGUGAACAUGCUGUGCUCCCACGUAUUCCAGCCUUCCCUCAGCCACCUGGUGGAUUUCCACUGGCCCGUACGCAGUCUCUGGCCACAGACACAAUCUCUCUGCUUUCAGGAGGAGAUGUUGCACAGACACAUGCAGGAGAUGAAGAACAGUCUGGACCUCUUGCACACGCUUCAGCACAGGGUCUUUCAGGAGAUGGACCAAGUCCCAGCCCCUCAGACCAUCCAGCCAGUCUCAUACAAGCAGGAGAAGGAGGGAGAUCACUUUGUCCUCACACUGGACACUCAGGAGUUCACCCCAGGAGACCUGUGUGUCAAGCAGGUGGGAAGGAAGCUACGGGUGUGUGGGAAGACGGAGAAGAAGCAGGAGGAUGGAAAGGGCUCCUACUCCUAUAAAAGGCAGGAGUUCAGACAGGAGUUUGAUCUGCCUGAAGGUGUCAACCCCAAUGCGGUGACAUGCUCCCUGUUGGACGGCCAGCUCCGGAUACAGGCGCCAACGGAGGCACUGUCUGAGGGAGCCCAGAGAGCGGAGCCCAUCCCCUGCAGCCCCGGUGAGAAGACCCUGCAGAUCCAGAGCUCACAGGCAGAGGGCAGCACAGAAGAGACACAGAAUCACCAGUAGGGGGCACAACUGCCUAAAGACUGCUGAAAUGUUUCAUAUGCUUUCAGAACUUUCUCAAAGAGUCAACAUUUUUCCCCUGUUCAUUCACUUAAUGUGCAUUUUCUGUUUCUGAUAUUAAAGCUGAUGUAAUCAC